AUGGAUACUAUGAAAAAAAUCUGGCAACCAAAGCAUGGGAUGGAGGCUCGGAAGUUAGACGAAAAUCUGUUUUCUUUCCAACUGUGUCAUUGGCGGGAUAAAACGAGAAUCCUGGAGGGCCAGCCAUGGCAUUUUGACAAAAAAGCUUUGUGUCUGAGUGACAUACAAGAGGAUGGUAAGCCUUCUGAAAUCCAACUAAGUUCUUUGCCACUAUGGGUUAGGUUUUAUAACCUUCCUUUCAAAGGGCGAGACAAUGAUUUGAACGUGAAAAUGCUUGCUAGUAAAAUAGGAGUUUUGAUGCAAAUUGAUAAGAAUGAUUUAGUGGACAUAGAUAGAUCCGUUAGGGUUCGUGUUCUUGUUAAUAUUAAGAACCCAUUAAAAAAAACUGUCAAAUUAAAGAUGAGAGGAGGGGAAGUUCUGCCAAUAACCGUGAAGUAUGAACGACUCCCCUUGUUCUGUGGCAUCUGUGGUCGACUUGAUCAUGGGGAUAGUGAUUGUGAGGAGAAUGGUGGGGAUCACACCCCAGAAAAACGUUUUGACGUUACCAUCAGGGCGUCACCAUGGAAGGGGGCUUCUGGAGGGGGACAUUCGGGUCAUGAAGUCAAAAAAGAGGUAGCCAAGAAGCUGUUUGUAACAAUGCCUCGGGAGAUGAUGGAAAAGCAGCGAAAAGCUAAUGAAGACAUGGAGAAAGUGAGGGGUCAGGUGGGACUAGUGAUGCAAAAGCUGAGUGGAUGUGACCUUCAAGAUAAUAAUAAGGAUGCUCAGGGCCUAGGGGAGGCUCGGGAUACACAACUGCUGAUAGGAGGGGAGGAUUAUCAUGGCGAAGAAAUGGGUAGUCAAUGCAAAACCCAGAUAGAGAAGCAGGGCAGCAAGGAGGCAGAGGGCUUGACCGAGAGUUUUGAUGGAGGAGAUAUAAUUAUGGGUGACCACAUCAAGAAGCGAGGAUGGAAAAGGAUUACUAAGAAGAGUGAGAAGGAGGAGAAAAAUGGAGAUAUUGUGGUGGGCAACCGUAGGAAAGAACGAGAGGGUGAAGAUAAAUAUAUAGAUGAGGUGGUUUUAAACUCAAAGAAAGCCAAGAAGUGUGAAGGAUUAUCUCAUCAUGAGGGUGAGAAGGACCAGAGAACUGUAGAUGUGGCGAGCCCCACCCUAUGGGCUCUAGGUGGCUAA
Molecule: messenger RNA, 1167 nt
Organism: Beta vulgaris subsp. vulgaris (sugar beet)
Lineage: Eukaryota; Viridiplantae; Streptophyta; Magnoliopsida; Caryophyllales; Amaranthaceae
Exons: 1
Coding region: 1-1167 (388 amino acids)
Source: RefSeq, a predicted model, not a curated record